Dimorphilus gyrociliatus is the source of this 1270-nucleotide messenger RNA. Lineage: Eukaryota; Metazoa; Annelida; Polychaeta; Dinophilidae. The record is from the annotation of a GenBank genome assembly.
UAUGCCACCGACCGAACUUCGCUCUAGAGAUACUAGUCAACUUGUAACUGAAUCGGACGACCUGCUGAAAUCGGGAAAGAAAUUAGUGGGCGUGAAUGGCAAUUGGUACGAUGUGACCAACUUUAUAAAGAUACAUCCAGGUGGACCAAUAAUUGAAGAAUUUGUUGGUAAGGAUGCCACAGACGUCUUUCUGUCUAAUGGACAUAAAGGGGUUUUGAAAAGAUGGCGUCCAGUUGGAACCUAUCAAAUGAAAGAGAGACACCCAGCCGAUAAGGAAUUCGUAGAACUACUUAAUCUUUUUAAAUCAAAAGGUUGGUUUGAAACAUCGUGGACGUUCUAUGCUGGUAAGCUACUCUUUGUUUAUUCUCUGUGGACAAUUGUAUGGGGGACAUUAUUACUGAGUGAGAAUUUUUAUGCCCAUAUGGCGGCUGGAGUUGUACUUGCUUUUUUUUGGCAACAAACUGGCUUUCUCAUGCACGAAUGCAUGCAUACGACCGUCUUUCGAAACGGAUUUAGAGAUCGUUUUGCUGGAUUAAUCCUAGGAACAUUUAAUUUUGGCUUUUCGGCUCAUUGGUGGAGAGAUGAACACAUUGUUCAUCACAUGAUGACCAACACUGUCGACUCUGAACGCCGAUUUGCUGAUCCCCAAAUGUGGGAGAGCGUGUGGGCUCAAAAUGAAAAGCUAUAUCCACUGUUUGGUGGUCUCCUUCAAUGGUGUUUGGUUAAAAUUCAACAUUUUACUUUUAUCCCUAUGGUUACCUUUAUCGGUAGAGCAGAAAUUAUAUUUGAUAGUUACCGUGUUGAGAGAAGAUGGUAUGAAUGGAUUGCUAUAGUCGGACAUUGGUGUUGGAUGAUACUAAUGUUGUCCCUUUUGCCUAACUGGAAGGAAAGAAUUUUUUUCUAUUGUAUUGCAGCUAGCGUUGAAGGUGUAUUCCACUUUCAAUUAAUAUUGUCUCACUAUUGCAAAGAAUUCAAUGAAGUUAGUGAGUUUCAUAAAGAUUCAUGGUAUAGAUUUCAAAUAGGAUCUAAUAUGAAUAUUGAUAGUCCAACUUGGUUGGAUUGGUAUUAUGGUGGAUUAAACUAUCAUAUUGAACAUCAUCUCUACCCUCUUUUGGGAAGACGUCACUUGAGAGAGGCAUCUAAAUACGUGAGAAAGGUCUGCGAAAAAUACGAUAUUGAAUACGAUUCAUGCUCCAUGACAAGAGCAUUGAUAAGAACUCUUAGCCAUUUGAAAACCUGUGGCACACAUUAUAAACUCAGCUUUUAUUAG